This is a messenger RNA of Chenopodium quinoa (quinoa), 1502 nucleotides long. RefSeq lists its product as uncharacterized. Gene Ontology annotation, cellular component: nucleus. Gene Ontology annotation, molecular function: protein tag activity; ubiquitin-like protein ligase binding. The record is from RefSeq and is a predicted model, not a curated record. The transcript is spliced from 4 exons. Lineage: Eukaryota; Viridiplantae; Streptophyta; Magnoliopsida; Caryophyllales; Amaranthaceae. Bases 394 to 1056 code for a protein of 220 amino acids. Gene Ontology annotation, biological process: protein sumoylation.
UAUAAAAAAAUUGAAGCCAUAACCAAUUUGGUAUAAGAAAAUUCAACCAAAUUGGUAUAGGAUAGGCUGUGGUUGGCUUCUUUGCUUCCUUUCUCAUUCUCAACUUUCCUUUCUCACUUUUUCUCCUUUCUUUCUCUAAAAGUUGGAAAUUUCGAUUUCUAGAGGAUUUUCUCAUCGGUAAAAUUACUAUUUGUUAGGGAGAACCAUGAAAAGGAGAUAUAACCCUACGAUUCCGAUUGAUCUGAUCAAAGAGGAAGAACGCAAUACAGGGCCCCUAGAAACCAAUAAAAUUAUGGUGAAGGUGGUCAAAAAGUCGAAUUCGAUAAACGGAGGGUGGAAGAAGAAGCAGGGGUUACCUUCAAGAUUGAGACUGAUGUUCCGCUUCGGUGGUUAAUGCUUAGGUACUGUCUUGGAUUGAGCUUGGAUUUUCAAACCACUCGGUUUGAGUUCAAUGCUGUAAAGUUAAGGGAAAUGGAUACUCCCCAACAAAUUGGCAUGGUUCAUGAUGAUGUUAUCGUUGCAUAUCCUGUUCUAGGCGGUUUAGGUUACCGUGAUGUGCAUAAUGUAACUCUAUGCAUCCGCAUGCACAAGGAGAGAGACAUGUUUGUUAGAGUGAGGCGCUAUACAGCAAUACUGCCUCAGCUGAUCCCAUGUUUUCCUAACAUCGGACCUCGAGAACAAGGCUAUCUACACUUUGUGUACGGUGGAUUGCAGUUGGAUGGGAAUCAUGUAGCUGAUGCACUAAACAUGGAAGAUGGUGACAUCAUUGACGGCUUCAAUUUCAUCACAAUGAGUUCUUCCUUGAGCACAAUUGGCUCAAGUCUUACUCUUAUAGUGAAAUGUGUGUCGGGCAAUGAAACGCGGUUCACUGUCACUCAAAGCACUCGUUUGGGUCAGAUGAUGGAUAGAUUGAGACCGUAUGAUUCAAAUUCGGGGCGUAGAGAUAUUCAUUUUGUUUUCGGUGGUCGCCGACUUGAAGAUACAGAAACAGUUAAGGAGGCGCAUCUUAAAGAUGGUGAUGUAAUUGAUAGCCUACGUUGUAUGUAUGUUUGUUAAAGUUUGUUUAAUCAAUUACAACGUCUUAGCAGAAAAAACAUGUCAUUAGCCCUGAUAAGAUUUAUGGUUUGUUUAGCUGGUUUAAAGGCUAAUUACAACGUCUUAGCAGAAAAAACAUGUCAUUAGCCCUUUUUUAUUUAUUUUUUAUUUUUUUAAUUUUGUUUUUGCUUUAAUUUUAUCACCAUCAACAAAAUUGAUAUCUUUUUUCCACCCUCUAUUUCUAGAAUUCUUUUUUGCUUUUGGCUUUUUUUCUCCAAAAUAUAAACGAAUUCACAUGAAUUUAAUCAACAACUCACAAAAUUAAAAAAAAACCGGUUAUUUCAUGAAAUGCCACUGAGCAAUUGCAUAAUUUACCAAAUGUCAUGAACCUUUUCAAAAUUCACCAAAUGCCACCGAGAUUUUACAAACAUUCACCGAGUGCCAUUAAUGACUGACAUCCAUUAGUU